Messenger RNA from Penicillium expansum, 1302 nucleotides. RefSeq names its product M20 family metallopeptidase. The record is from RefSeq and is a predicted model, not a curated record. Gene Ontology annotation, molecular function: hydrolase activity. Bases 1 to 1302 code for a protein of 433 amino acids. The transcript has a single exon. NCBI's taxonomy places the organism in Eukaryota, Fungi, Ascomycota, Eurotiomycetes, Eurotiales, Aspergillaceae.
AUGAAGGCAAAUUACUUUUACGCUGUCGCAUCUCUAGCAAGAGUGGCGCUGGCAUCGGAAUCCCAACAACCCUUGAUUGCAAAAGUGACCCACGAUAACGCGAAAUCUCCAAGCGUGAACUUGGACGCAAUUAUCAAUGAAUCUCCCCUCUUAUCAUUCCACAGAGACAUUGUACAAAUUCCGUCAAUCAGCGAACAUGAGGAGACGGUUGGAAACUUCCUCUUGGACUUCAUCCGCUCACACAACCUAACCGUUGAGAAACAAAUUGUCACUCCGGGAAGCGACACCGAGCAAGAAAGAUUUAAUAUUUAUGCCUACACUGGGAAUAACAGGUUUCCCGAAGUCGUGCUCACAAGCCAUAUUGAUACUGUGCCACCUUUCAUCCCUUACUCGCUUCAUCAACCAGCCUCAGAUAACACAGAGAAUCUGACAUUCAAUCGGUCAGACCUGAUUAUCGCUGGUCGCGGGACAGUGGAUGCCAAAGCCAGUGUCGCAGCUAUACUAUUUGCGGCACUGGAAACACUGGAUGCCAACCCAGACGCCUCAAUCGGGUUGUUGUUCGACGUCGGCGAGGAGAAAAGUGGGAUUGGAAUGAAACAUUUCUCAAACUCCGAUCUCAACCCAGCACCACCUAAAUUCCACACUAUCAUAUUCGGAGAGCCGACAGAGCUCAAGCUCGUCGCGGGACAUAAAGGUACCCUCGGAUUCAAGCUUAUCGCUGAAGGAAAAGCCGCGCAUUCGGGAUAUCCAUGGCUUGGGAAAAGUGCAGUCUCUUCAAUUCUUCCUGUUUUAUCUUACCUCGACACUCUGCAUGAUGUCGUGCCGGAGAAAGGUGGACUUCUCCGUAGUGAGACGUUUGGUCAAUCGACAUUGAACAUUGGAGUCGUGCGCGCCGGUUUAGCUGGUAAUGUCGUUCCUGCAUAUGCCGAGGCGACAAUUUCCGUUCGUCUUGCAGCUGGAAAUCCAGAUGACACGCGAGAGAUUGUGAGGAAGGCGGUUGAACAUGUGACUGGUGGUGAUGGAAGCGUCUAUCUUGACUUUGGGAACACCGAGAACGGCGCUCCGCCUCAAUAUCUUGAUUUUGACGUCGAUGGGUUUGACGUGAUUACUGUGAACUACGGGACUGAUAUUCCUGCCUUGAAGAUCAGAACGCAGGGAGGUCCAAAAGUGAAGCGUUAUCUCUACGGGCCGGGGAGCAUUCAUGUUGCCCAUGGUGAUGACGAGGCAAUCACUGUGGGAGAGCUUGAAGAGGCGGUGCGAGGAUACAAAAGAUUGAUCUCGGCCGCGCUGGGUGCCCACUAG